Hypanus sabinus (Atlantic stingray) is the source of this 3705-nucleotide messenger RNA. RefSeq names its product transmembrane protein 62 (gene tmem62). The record is from RefSeq and is a predicted model, not a curated record. Gene Ontology annotation, molecular function: hydrolase activity. Bases 597 to 2528 code for a protein of 643 amino acids. The transcript has 14 exons. NCBI's taxonomy places the organism in Eukaryota, Metazoa, Chordata, Chondrichthyes, Myliobatiformes, Dasyatidae.
AUUUUGUGUGUUGCUCUGGAUUUCCAGCAGCAGCAGAAUCCCUUUUAUUUCUGAUUAUGUAAUUUGCAUUUGAAAUUUUGUUAUGAGUUGUAGAGGCAGAGAGGGGAUGAUAAUAUUAGUUCUGAAAAUUCACAGCUACGGGAACAGGUGAUGUUUCAGAAAGAUUAUCAAAUGGGGUUGUACCAUUUGAAGUAAAGAAUAAAAAUGGGGCAAUCACACUCUUGGAUGUGGAUUGCACACCUCAACAUCCAAGGAAACAUACAUUGAAAAAUACAUUUGCUGGCAAAUUUCUGUUCUACAUUCUGUUUUUGGUAUGCAGGGAGUGUCAAAUGUAUUGAGGACCUACAUUGCAUUUAGGAACUGGUACGCCGCAGGCCCAAGGGACGGUGGAGGAGAGGAGAUAAUUCUAAUUCUUAGUUUUAGGGAAAGAGGCCGAGCCCCGAACGCUAUAGGCCGCUUCAGAUGACGCGAACAGCUCGGCAGAAACAGGAUUGCUGGAGGUGGAAGGCCGCCCCCUCAAGCGGUGCUUCGGAGACGGAUCCCCGGCAGAAGGGCAGUCCUUGCCGAAGGUGGGGCCGCUGUCAGCAGCGUGGAGGAUGUUCGUCCUGUUCAGCGUGCUGAUCGCAGCCGGCCUGCUGCUGGCCUGCCUCACCGGCUAUGUGCUGGAAAACUACACGGCGCAGCUGCGGGCGCGCGGUGCAAGCGGCCAACACUGGCGGGGAGAGCAGCCCCCGUACCCGGCCGGGGGCAUGGACAACAUCUUCUGGUUCCUGCAGGUGUCUGACAUCCAUAUCAGUAAGUUUGUCGAUCCCCAAAGAGCCCCGGACUUUCAGAAAUUUUGCACGGAGACCAUUGAUGUAAUUAAGCCAGAAAUCGUUUUCGUCACAGGGGAUCUGACGGACGCCAAAGAAAGGAACAGGAUAGGAUCUCAUCAAUAUGAGAUUGAGUGGCAAACCUAUCAGACUAUCCUGAAGAAAUCCAGAGUUUUGGAAAAGACCAAGUGGAUUGAUAUCAAAGGAAAUCAUGAUGCUUUCAAUAUUCCAUCACUUGAGAGUGUCAAUAACUACUACAGGAAAUACUCAGCAUUUAAAAGGGAAGGUUCCUUCCAUUAUGUACAUCAGACUCAUUUUGGAAAUUACUCCUUCAUCUGUGUCGAUGCCACUCCAAGCCCUGGCCCCAAAAGACCAUUCAAUUUCUUUGGGUUGUUGAAUCAGAACAAGAUGGCUGAAUUAUCAAAGCUAGCCUCUGAAGCAGUCUACAGUAAUCAAACCAUUUGGUUUAGCCAUUAUACUACUUCCACAAUCAUCUCAGCAUCUCCUGGAAUACGGCGAAUCAUGAGUUCUGCCAUUGCAUACCUCUGUGGACAUCUCCAUACAUUAGGAGGCUUCAUGCCUGUUCUACAUAGCAGGCAUGAACAUGGGACAUUCGAACUGGAGCUGGCUGACUGGAUGGACAACCGGAGGUACCGUGUGUUGGUGUUUGACCAUGAUCUAUUUAGUUUUGUGGAUCUGAAGUUCGACAAGUGGCCUGUAAUUGUCAUCACUAAUCCAAAAUCCACUCUAUAUAGUAGCCCUGUACAUGAACCACUGGGAAAGAUCAGGCACUCUACACACAUCAGGGUCUUAGCCUUCUCCCCAGCUGAAGUCACUUCAGUUCUCAUCAAGAUUGAUGGUGUCUUAAUAGGCAGUGCAGUCCAUAUCAAAGGUCCACUUCAUACACUUCCCUGGAAGGCCAAGGAUUACAGUAAAGGAAUGCAUUUCAUUGAAGUCCAAGCACAGGACAAAGCUGGACGAACCACGAUUACAGGCCAUAAGUUUACAAUGGAAGAGAUUGAGCUGCUCACUUUUGACAUUAUGGCUUCAUUCAUCCUCCAGUCUUCUCACUAUAUCAUGCUCAGAGUUAUCUUUAUUUUGGUCCUUCUGGCUAAUAUCCUUGUAAUCAUUGCCUUCCGAUACCUGACAAAGCCACAGCUUAAAGAGAGCCCUGGUUUCUUCACUCUUGCGAACUUUUCAUUCCAUGUAUUCUCUAAGACCAACGUACUCUAUUAUCCUGUCUUGCUGUUCACAUGCUACAUAGGAGUGGGGCCUUGGUUCAUCGGUGAGAUAGUUGAUGGCUACUUUGGAGCUUGCUUUGUCUUUGGUAUCGUAGUUGACGGUCACUUCUUGGAGGGAGGUCUGACUUUUUUCAUUGGAAUCCUUCAGCUGACAUUUUUUAACAUUCCGCUGCUCUGCUACCUGUGCUGGUGCCUGCUUCUACGCUGUCGAGGGGCCUUCUUUCGGUCCCACAUCAAGUACGCUGGGUGGAUCCGUUCUGUCUCCAUGCACAUCAUCAUGAUGGGACUUCUUGGGUGGCAAGUCUAUGCCUGCUACUUCCUGCAGAAAACCUAUGGAACUGCUGCCUUUUUCCUCUCUCCAGUGAGGACGUGGUCAGUGAUUUUGGCUCUGGUACUUGUAUACAAGGCCUGGAAUCUCAAUAACUCUGCUAUCAGAACGUUUAAAGCUGAAAUGAAGAAUUGCCCCUACUCUUGAUGGCUUUAGGGAGGACAGCUAGGGUUUAAUACUCACCCAUCAAACUUCGUAACAUCCCAUCGUAUCUUUUCGAAUGCAACAUAAAAACAGAAUUCACAUGGGUGACUGAAAAGUAUUGCAAAGUUUACUGCUCCUUUAGUCGUUUCUGUCAAAAUUCCAACACAGUUUAAUUCAGGAAUCAUUCUGCAAACUGGUUAAAAUGGAAAUGAUACUCGUAAGACUGCUGGAAAUCAGCUAAUGUUUUUUUGUUACAGUGCCCUUACUAGGUGGAAGACGAAGUGUUUGCUUCCUUUCUACAGGCAUUCCUUCACACUAGAGCUGGGUGUGAAUUCAAUAAGGUAGCUGCUUCCACAUCUCAACAUCAGUUUUCAAGAAUAACCAGUGACAUAAAGUGCAUGUGGUCAUAUGAAGAGUAUUGAACAAAAUUUUAAACAUUUUAAAAAAUAAUUGUUGUGCAUUACUCUGUAAUUCAUCUGAAUAAUUUAAGAAAUGCAGCUUCACUGUAGAAGAGAAGAAUAUUUUGGAUGCUGGAAAUCUGAAAUAACAUGAAAUAGAAUUGCACAGUAAGCAUGAUAGCAUCAACUUGAAAUAUUUACCCUAUUUUUCUCUGACUGAGCAAGUGCUGUACUGCCAGAUGUGCCCUUUUUAGGUGAGGUACUAACCCAAGACUGUGUCAGCCCUCUCUAGUAGACAAGAAGUGCAUCAAGGAGUAAGGGAAUUUGGCAAAGUGUCCUGGUCAAUAUUUAUUAAAAGUAACUAAUUGGUAGUUAUGUAAUUAGUGACCAGGAGAUCCUGCGUUUCAUAAAUCAGCUGUCUUAUUUUCUACACUAUAUCAGUAAGUGUUCUUGAAAACUACUUCAAUGGCUGAGAUCCAGAGUAAUGCUGUAGAAGUCUCCACAAAUGCUAUUUUACCUACUGUGUUUGCAGACUACUGUAUUUUUGAUUGUAAAUUGUUUGAAUUGUUAUCGAGGCAGUUCCUAAACUGUGAUUGCCAGAUAAACUUCAAAUUUUCACAGUGUUAAAUCUCUGCCGCCACUUUUUUUGCCUCAGACCAUUACUGGUGAUUAUCGCACAUGUCCUGUUCUUGCUGUUCCAGCACCAAGUGGAGACAAGGAUGCUGGUGGUACACCCAGGUCAGGGCAACUGUCAGUAAAAUUUGGAUUUCUGGCUGGGGUUU